Leguminivora glycinivorella is the source of this 4037-nucleotide messenger RNA. RefSeq lists its product as uncharacterized. NCBI's taxonomy places the organism in Eukaryota, Metazoa, Arthropoda, Insecta, Lepidoptera, Tortricidae. The transcript has 8 exons. The record is from RefSeq and is a predicted model, not a curated record. Bases 239 to 1048 code for a protein of 269 amino acids.
GUCACACGCACGCUCUCAAGACAAUAAAUAAAAAAAAAUCGACAAUAAUUUUGAAAUUCGAACGCGUUUUAAAAAAUCUAUAUCUGAGCCGGCGAUGAUCGCUUGACGUUUGUUUUUUCGAGGAUUUUUUAAGUUGGACGGUUACAAUAUUGACUGAUUGGUAUUGGAUUGUAUUGUAUUGUAUAUAUUGUAAGCCACAGUGCGGGUGCGUGCGGAAGUUGUCGUCGGGUACAACAGGAUGCCGUGGUACUGGCGUUUAUGGGGCGCUCUGCUGUGCGCGUACGCAGUGCUGGCGCAGCGCGACAACGAGGGGCUGGUGCCGCGCGGCUCGCGCCUGCGCGUCAGCGAGCCGCCCAAGAGCGACGAGCCGAGCUGCGACCAGCUCAAGGCCAUGUGGAGAUUUUCGAAGCGGCAAGCGAGGGCGCCAGAGAUUAUGAACGAAGUCAAUUCGUACCGCGACCCACUCAUGUACAACGAGUGGCCGGCUUACACCGCUCUGCCCAGGGCAGCGCCGAGGUUCCGGUACCAGUACCCUUCAGUGCCCCGUGAGGCGUUCGGCAGAGUGGUGACCAAAGCGCCGCCGAACGUCGUCCGCACGCCGGACUAUGAUGAGAUGUUCGGGAUGCUUAACGUGCCACACACCUCAGGGAAGAUCCUGCGGUACCCUGGCCCGUCGCGGCCAAGAGGGCCUACAUUCAUGGUGCCACCGCAGAGAGAUAGGUUUGAGGCCCUGAAGAAGCUGAUCAGGCAAGAGCACGUACGCGAGCUGCAGAGGAAAUACGAGACGGAACAGAAACAGAAAGAACUGGCGACGGGGCGCAGCAGCAAUGACGAAUACCCAUACUACUACGGCGAGCAGGAGCAACGCGGACUCCAGAACUUACAGGCGGAGUACGGGGAUGAUCCCAGCACCAGGCACAACAAGAAGCCGCAAGCCGGUAGUCGCCAGGUGUCGCAGUUCUCCCGCUACUCCGACGCGAUGCUGCCGCCCGCGCGCCGCGCGUUCCAGCCCUACCUCGACUACGUCCCGCUGCCCUACGCGUACUGAACAACCAACCCCGCGCGGCACAGCUCGCCCCGCCACGUACAACACUCGGGCUUUAACUCUUCCCAUAUCAGGAGCAUAUCUUCCCCGCUUCCGAGCUUCUAUUAGCUACCCGCAAUAUUUUUAUAUUUAUAAAUACUUACCUUUGCGAUGUAGAUACGCAAUUAAUAUACCCUUUUUGAAUAAUCAAGUAUUUUUCGAUAGGUUUAAGCUCUUGGAAUUUACUCCGCGCUAGGCGGAUCGUAUACAGGACUUCCAAACGACAAUAAAGCACGUUGUAUACAGAGUGCAAUUAAACUUUUAUCCGUCAAUUCCCUAUUGUAACGAAUUUGACAAUAAAAAUCAUAAAAUCUGACAAUAAAUCUGUAUGUUUUACAAUCGGUGUUUAGAGUUAAGUAGUAAGAUUUAACUUUAUUACUUAUAUUAAGGGAUGAUAAUGGAAUAUUCGGCGAGAGCCGCCGCUCACAAUUUGAGCAUAUAAUCUUAGGCCCAUCUCUCACGAGGCAACUCUCAAGCGAUUAUUUACUAACUUCAUUUCGCACACGGCGAAACGCAUCGACGACGCGUUUGAUAUAAAUCGUACGAUACUGUCUUUCUGACGGUCUAGCACGGAAUGCGUUCUCCCGCGCGAAACCAUACAUCUAGCGCGACUAUUCAAGUAAGAAUCUUCGCUCUCUAACGCAAGUUGUGCUAAACCGCCUGGUCGCACGCUAGUCGUGUCGUAUACACGUUACAUCUCAGUCGAGUAGCAUAUUUGAAUAGUUUCGUGAGAGAAGAGCCUCAUUGUUUCUUUUAAGUCGCGAAUUUCGCGCAAUGCUUUUGAACUAGGAGGCACAGUCUGAGCCCGACGGCCUCAUCUUGAUCUCUGUUCGAGCUGAACGCUCUCUAUAUCCUAUAAGUUAAGAAACAUCACUAUUUUACUUGUAAUUUAUGGUAGUCGUAGCCAGUUAAUUAUAUGUAUAUUUUACAAUUUAUGUACAUAUAUUUUUUGUAAUAUUCGUAAUACGUACAUGUUUGUUGCCUACCAAUUUAUCUAAUACUAUGAAAUGACUACACUGGAAUCCUAUGGAACGCAAUAAAAUUCAAUGACUAGUCCAAUUCCAAAUAAUUCCUAUAGAUUCUUGAAAUAGAAACCCAUAAUUAAUAACUGUGAAGGAUAAUAAAAUAAUCUUUAAAAUACUGUAGUCCUUUGACGUUUUAUCAGUAUAAUUUAUCGUUGUGAUUAGUGCUAAGUAUAUCGUUACUUGUAUGAUACUCCAAAAGCCUUCGAGACGGCUAGUCGGUCCCAAGUGAGGUAAAUGCAAUCUUCUCGAGCAUAUGUGAUCACAAUAAGCCAUUUAAACUCUUUGUAUUAAAUUUUAACAGGUCACAUGUCAAAGUUAUGUUCGAGAAUGCUCCACGGUCCGACACAAAUGCUUUAACUACAAUUAAAUGUUUCAUGUUUAUUGUAAUAGUAAAUAUUGUAAAUUAGCGAUUGGCGUUUUGUGCGAACGCAGCUUUUUUUAGUAUCUGUGUACCCUAUAUAGGUGUAGGUGAACGCAGCCUAAGGUGAUGUUUUAAAAGUUUUAAAACUAAUGAAUGUACUGUAUCUGUGGCCUCGGACUUACAGCAUUUCAAAUUGUGAGUCUUAACAAAAUUAAAAAGCAUGUUUUACGACGCUCAAGUUCAGUUUACAUGAUUCCUAUACCGUUUUUCGCACUGAAGGACAAGGCUGUAAUCUAAGGAAGUUGUUACCUAUUUGUGUACUAUAUUUAUUAUUAUAUCUAUCGACUUGAUAAGUAUUGACGCGAUACGUCGAUUAACCUCACAGACUAUAAAAUUUGGCUUUAAAAUAUAUUACACAUGUAUUAUGGCUUUAAGCGAGUCAAUGAAUUCAUUAACUUCUAUUUAUUGAGGUGAGUUACAGCUUGGCUGCGCUUGGUUCGGUCGGCGGUACCUUAAGGCUUGAUCUUAAGGCUCAACCGCAGGCUCAACUGAAGGCUAGAGCAGCCGAACUAGCCAAAGUCACAACCGCUAUAGUCUAAACGAAGAAUCGCUUUGUCUCUCUCUAUAUCUUCAGUGCAACAGAGACAGUUGCGUUUCGAAGAAGAGACAGUUGACGAUGGCUAUUCGCCAGGUUCGAUCGAACACAGCCCGGCCCGGCUUCGCUCGGCUAUCCUAUAUGUUACUAGCGAAACAUUAUUACAUAAUUUUCUAACAAUAUUCUGUAGAGUUUUACAAAUUAUUUUAUUGUCUUUUAAAACUCAUAGGUAGUUAGCGUAUAAUACAAAUGAGUAGUGUUUAUUGACCGCGUAUUGCAAUUUGAAUAGGUGUUUAAUUACGUAAUAUCUUGAAUUUCGGUAAGAGUAGAGAUUUCGCAGUUUGCAAUGGCUGCGUGUUCUGACGUCACUACAGUUAGAAAACUGCAUUUUGUCUAUACCGAGUACCCGCUAUAGUCACGGGAAAUUUUAGACAAUAAUAAAAAACCGAUAAAAUAAAAAAUCUUUGGAUGAAUGUUGGGCUUAUAAUAAAACCGCAUUUAAAGUUAGCAAUUAUGUUAAGAAAACACAGUGACGUCAUUUGAAAAACUAUUGCGCAAUAUCAUAUGAAAUAAUCAUAUCAUAUGACGUAUAUCAAUAUACAAAUAUAUCAAGAACGCGUGUGUGAAUAAAAUAUGACAAUAAAAAAGGGAAACUGAAAAACAUUCCAUUCUCUUGAAAGUUUACCCUUGACCUCUAAAUGGUUUAACAGUAUUUAUCUGUAUAACUGGUCAAAAAAUUAUUAGCUAUAUAAACAUAGAUGUUAUUCUAAAUAUCCAGUGCGGUCUUGUCAAGGAGACAAUAAUGACAAAUGACAAUAAAUGACAAUAAGGGGAAUCUUUGCUAGUGUAAGAUCUUGCGCCAGACCGCUACUGUCGAAUAGAUACUUAUACACGUAAACUACCCAUAAUACUUAAUGUUUUGAAAUGUAACUAUAUUAAUUGGUGGUUUUUUUGAAAAUAAAGAUAGUUACU